AUGAGCUUUAGUCGUUCGCUGGGUAGAUUGACUACAGCUGCAGGAGCAAUGAUCGCCGUCCGCGAGACGCCGACCGGUGCCCGACCCUUGCCAGCGACCUCGACAGAUCAUCACCCAACAUCGAGCCGCAAGUCCUACACAAAUCCUUGGCCAUCAUUCCAUGAUAUCGGAGGAUUCUUGGGCAGCGGUCGAGCAAUUAUCAGUGAAUGGAAGAGCAAGCCUCUGCCGCCCAAGGACGAAUGGGUCAAAGUCAUCAAGCCGACUUGGGGUCUGACCGAGCAAGACACGGCAGCGACGUUCGGCAAAGAUAUCAAGGCUACUUGGAUGGGACAUGCGUGCUUCCUCGUCGAACUGCCCGCGAACGCCAAUGAGAUUGAUACCUCUCAGGAGACGAAUAAGCUAGAUCUGCCGGCUCGGGGGACGCGCAUCCUCUUUGAUCCCGUCUUCAGCCACAGAUGUUCUCCCUCGCAAGUCAUAGGACCCGCUCGAUUGACCAAAGCGCCCGUUGAGCUCUCGAAACUGCCGCAUGUCGACCUUGUCGUCAUCUCGCACGCACACUACGACCACCUUGACAUCACCACAGUCCAGUCCAUCUACGCGCGCCAACCAAAAGGAUCCGUUCACUUCUUCGCUCCUCUCGGCAACAAAGCCUGGUUUGUCAAUAACGGCUUCAAGCCGGAGCACGUUACCGAGCUAGACUGGUGGCAGCGACGCGACAUUGCACUGGGGAGCGACAAAUCAACCUCGAAAGAGAGCGACUGUACGCUGACCUGUCUGCCUGCGCAGCAUUUCGCUGGUCGUACGCCAUUCGAUAAGAAUAAGACGCUAUGGAGCAGCUGGGCGGUCGAAGCAGCCGGCAAAAAAGUCUAUUUUGGCGGAGACACCGGAUUACGGUAUGUCCCACUUGGCGGUGAUGAAACAGAGCAGCCGCAAUGCCCUGCCUUUGCCCAGAUCGGUGAUACCUUUGGCGGAUUCGACCUCGCUUUCAUACCUGUCGGAGCCUUCUCGCCUCGAACGGCAUUCAGUUCUGUGCACGCUUCCCCAAAUGAUGCGGUGAUAAUCCACAAGCAUAUCAAGAGCAAACGCAGCAUCGCUAUGCAUUGGGGUUGUUGGGCAUUGGGCGAUGAGAUCUUUAGCAAAGACGAGGAAAGAGUGGCAAAGGCGUGCAGAGACGCCGGUCUGGACGAGAAGGUAUUCAACACACUCAACAUUGGGGAGACGCUCAGGAUAUAG
Mixia osmundae IAM 14324 is the source of this 1233-nucleotide messenger RNA. RefSeq lists its product as uncharacterized. Lineage: Eukaryota; Fungi; Basidiomycota; Mixiomycetes; Mixiales; Mixiaceae. Gene Ontology annotation, cellular component: cytoplasm; membrane-bounded organelle. The transcript has 2 exons. Gene Ontology annotation, biological process: N-acylethanolamine metabolic process; N-acylphosphatidylethanolamine metabolic process. The coding region runs from base 1 to 1233 and encodes 410 amino acids. The record is from RefSeq and is a predicted model, not a curated record. Gene Ontology annotation, molecular function: N-acylphosphatidylethanolamine-specific phospholipase D activity.